AUUAAUGCCGAACCACGUCUAUAGUUCCGUUGUACGUCUUGCCGAAGCCGGUAGUACUCCGCUGUCGUGUGACCAAUUCCAGAUUGUUAUUGUUCGCCUGUCAUUUACGUACAUUGACUUAAAUAGUAUUCGUGAUUUUACAUUUUUGUGCUUAUAUUUUAAAUAUUCGAAUUGUUUUUUAAUUCGUAUUUGGUCGUUAUUGUUUGUGAACGAGUGUUUCAUAAUGCGUUUAACUAUUUUGAAUUUAUACGCCGUGGGUGUCGCUUAAAAAUUAAUCAUAUCAACCGUUUUGAUUUUUUAUUUAAAAAGCGUUCUCAAUAAAACUUCAAACUGGAUAUCCGUAUGAAGCAUAGGAACGGGCCCACUGUGGGCGUGGGCAAACGUUUGGCUAAACGGUCAAUUAUUGGCACACGGGUUUGUGCGCCGGCCGGUGACGAUGGUAAAUUGUAUUCCGGUAUUAUAGCAGCAGUCAAAACAGCUGCUGAUGGUUCAGAAACUGGAUAUUCGAUCAGAUUCGACGACGGAACGACAGGUCGCCGUGAAUACAGAGCCACCGAACUUGUCGGUCCAGGCUUUCGAACUCUUUCCGAUCUUCGGCUGAUGGCAGGCCAACGGGUGUUUAUUACUUUCAACGGCCGAGAAAUAUCUGGUGAUGUGGUAGUUCAUAGGCCUGACACAGAAGAAGUACGCGUUUCAAUAACCCCCCCGGGUCAUGAAGGUUCAAUUGAAGUGAUUAAAAAACUCGAUGAUGUUCGCGUUCUUGAGUCUCGAAAAUCCGCUAGACUAAUGGAUCAAGAUACAGAUUUUGCUAGGUUGGCUGACAUGUCAGACAGAAAACGCAGCUCCUCAUCUCAAAAUGCUGUCGAAAUUAGUGGAUCUCGAAAACGAAGGCCUAGUACAAGUCAAGAACAGGAUGAUGCGCGGGAGGAGGAAAUGAAAGGCGAUGAUGAUAGUAAUGAACCGAAAGAGGAAGAAAUGACAGAGUGUACCGCGGCCUUGGUGUUGAUGAGUUUGUCGUGCAGUCCCCACUCGCCAUCCUUACAAGGUCGUAUGAUGCGUUGUCAACAACCGGAGUCGUUGUCCACUAGUCCUUCCACGUCCAGCGAAGGUGCUUUCUCGUGUCGAAGCUCUCCAUCGCCACCUCUCAGCGAAUCCAGUUCUUCUGCAGCCUGGAGCGGUCGCGGCUUACUUUCAGCUGUUGAUGAAGGUAUAGGACUGACUGACGAUGAUUUCGAAGACGUACCCAAAAGAAAAAAGACGGAUUGUCGCACAGUUUUCCAAUGUACAUGGCGUGGUUGCGUUACUAUAGCCACAACAGUAGCUUCCAUCGAAACUCAUGUCCGUCAAACUCAUUUAGGACCUCGACGCGAGAAAUCUCCUUUAGAUGAUUCCACGAAUGAUUCGAUUGAUGAUCACGAGGAAGAGUUUUAUUACACAGAAGUUGAAUUAGGCGCAGCUUCAUCACCUCCUACUUUGUCACACCGUGAUAUGGCGCGUCCACCCCAUGAAGAUCCCGAGUACCAAAAAACUUUAAUUAUACCACGCACUGGAGCAGGCCCAAUGACUAUACCGAAUUCCUCUCCAAAUUGGCCUUUCGCAUCUCUUAAUGGACAGAAACAAAUUAAGAUGAUGUAUCAGAAUUUGGGUGGUCCGAGAUUCCCUAGUAGUCCAAUGCGUAAAGUCCGAGGUGAAACAAAAAAAUGUCGUAAAGUAUAUGGCAUGGAACACAGAGAAAUGUGGUGCACCCAAUGUAAAUGGAAGAAAGCAUGCACAAGAUUUGUGGGUACUAUGGAAAACAAUGCACAAUUAGCAUAGAAAUCAUAAUACUAUGCUAAAAUCACCAUCAUGCUAACUGCCAAAUUAUAUUUUUUCCUUAUUAUUUUUAUGAACGCAUAAUACUUCAGCGUUUAAUUUUUUUCUAUAAUAAAUUUUUCACAAAAUUUGUACUCCCAAUUUUAUGUAGUUAAAGACAAAUUUUGAUUUAUGUUAAUAUUUAAAACAUAUAUUUAUAAAGAGUUUAUUUAAUAUAAUUUGAAUAUUAUACUACUAAGUUGUAUACAUACAUAUAUUAUGUAUAGAUUUUAAGAUUUUAUCUAUAUUAAGUUAUUUGCAUAGUUAUUCAUACAAUUAAAAAUUGUAUUACAAUGGUUUGUAAAUGUUUAAUGCCUUAGUACUUGGAAAUAGUUCCUCAGGAUAUAUUUAUUUAGCUUGUCGGAAUAUUUUUUAUCUGACUUUUUUUGCAGUUAAAAUAUUUUUCAUUGAACAAUCCUUUGGCAUAUAUAUAUAUAAUAUUUUAUUGCAAAGUAUUAGGUUUUCUUAAAAAAUAUUUUAAAAAAUAUAUAAAUAUUUUGAAAUAAAAACAAUAAGUCCUAAGCUAAAGCAAUAAUUUUUUUAAAGAAAAUAUUAAUUUUAAACUAUAUAUCAUAGUAAUAUUUAGAUUUAUUAUAAAUACUUUAUUGAUUAUAGAUUUUUGAAAAUGCACAUAAUUUUUAAUUAAAUAUUAUUAUCAAGAACAAGCAUUUUUCCUCUAAUAUCACUUUCAUCAAUUAUGUUUUGUUUCUCUCAAAUGUAAUGUUAACACAAUACUUGGUUGUAUUAUUUUUUAUUUAUUUAUUGUUUUAAUGUUAUUUUAUUGUAAGUAGUUACCAUUGGCUCUUUUGAGUUUGUAUUUACUAUUGUUGUUUUAUUAUAUUAUGAUUUUUAUUAUUCAUUUUUUCAAUUACUAGGUAUAGCACUUGUGACAAUUUUUAUUUUAUUUUUUUUUUAUUAAUAUUAUGUAAAUCAGUCAAUUUAAUAGUUCAAAAAUAAUACAGCGAAUUUUUUUUACCAUAAUAAUUAAAUGUAUAGCUGUUUAAUAUUUUUAUAGUACAUAAUAAUAUAUUAAAAAUAUAGUUUUUUUCUUACCAAACAAGGAUUCAGAUAAAAUAUCUCACAUCAUUUUUUAAUUAUUUAGUAUUGUUAUUUAUUAUUUAAAUGCUCUCUGAGACAAUCUUAAAAACUAAUUAGCAUAUCUUCAAUAUAUUUUUUUUGAACAGAAGUUCAAUUGAUGAAGCUCAACUUCAGAAAAAUAGAUUUAAAAAAGUUCUUUAUUUUAAAAGAAGUCUAUUAUUGUAAAAAAAAAUUAAUAAUUCAGAUGUGUUCAAAAACAAAAAUUGAUAGACUUGUUAUAUUAUGUACUAAAUAUGUGAAUUUUUUUUUUUUUGAUCUCUAAGUAUACAUAAAUUAUAUAAAUAAAUAUUUAUAUUCAAAUAUAUUUAUAAUUAUUUAUGUAUAACUUUUUUAUACAUAAGAGAGCAUAAUUUGAAUUUAAAUCUUUUUACAAAAAGCCAAAGUUAAAAAAAAAUGUUUGUUAUCGAUCUCAUUAUCAAGUAACAUUAAUUUUAGGGCAGGUGCUUAAGAAUUAAGUAUUGCAAUUUAUUAUUGUUUUAGAGUAAAGUAAAAUGCUAACUUGAUAUUAAUCUCUUGUUAUUAAAAAAAAAAAGUUUAAUAAAACAUGAUAAGCAAUUUACAAUGAGUGUCCUUGAAUCUGGAUUACUUAAAAUAAUCUUAAUAUUAUACUUAAAAUAUAUAUUGAUAUAUAAAUAUAUAUAUUUUUUUGGAUUAAUGAAUUAUUUUUAUUAUAUAUUCUAUUUUAGAGUUUUUAUUGAUAAUACUUAAGUAUAUUAAUAUAUGAUUUAUUACGUAACAGUAGGGUUUAAAUGUUUUACACUAUUAAUAUUGUUAAUACUAAUUAUUUUAAUUCUUUAUAUUCCAAGUAUUUACAAAUAAUUGUUUAACAACUAUACAUUUUUGUCCUACUCAAAAUUGAAGUUUUACAAUGGCUGUGUAUAAUUGUUAUUGCAAUAUUACUUUUAAUUACGUUUUCAGCUAUUUGUCUUUAUUAGAAAUAAUUAUUUGUGUUAAUGUGUGAAAACAGAAGCAAGUAUUGUUUGUACAAUUUUAUUCUUCUUAAAUUUAAAAUAUUCUAUUUUUAAUAGCAGCUUAAUAAUUAAAAAAAAUCGAGUUUAAAUAUCAUAUAUAAUAUAUAUAUAUACUCUUGCCUUGUUUGUCUUCAGUAAAAUUAUUUAAUAUUGUAAUCAGCUUUGAUUUUUAGAUUGUUUUUAAAGUAAUAGUUUUGUCUUAUUUUUAAUAAUAAUUAAUUAAAAAAAUGACUUAAAUGUGUCAAAAUUUGUGUAAGUGUAUGAUCUAGAGUAUAUAAUAAAAUGUCACUAUGUAUAAUAUAUAAUAUAUCUAGCUUUAGGAAUGUCUUGGUACAAUAUUUUGGAUGUAUGAAAAAAUCAUUAUAAUAUUGCAAUGUGUUAAAUAUUAUAAUCUUUAUUAUUUAUGUUAAAUUGAUAUUAUUAAGAAACAUGUAUUUUCUCUUUAUGGAACUUUAAUAUUUACUAAAUGACUUAAUUAAAAAUAAUGUAAAUAAAUAAUAUACAAACAAAUUAUAUGUA
Molecule: messenger RNA, 4439 nt
Organism: Daktulosphaira vitifoliae (grape phylloxera)
Lineage: Eukaryota; Metazoa; Arthropoda; Insecta; Hemiptera; Phylloxeridae
Gene: Glut4EF
Product: zinc finger protein 395
Exons: 8
Coding region: 343-1815 (490 amino acids)
Biological process (GO): regulation of transcription by RNA polymerase II
Cellular component (GO): nucleus
Molecular function (GO): DNA-binding transcription factor activity; RNA polymerase II cis-regulatory region sequence-specific DNA binding
Source: RefSeq, a predicted model, not a curated record